AUGGUGUCGGCUCGCGGAAUCCCUCUCCUCCUCCUUGAGUCCAGAAGCAGCCACACACUAUCUUCAUCUCCCCAGCAUUCUUGGCGUUCCCCGUCGCCCCGGCCCGCUUUUCUCCCGUCCUCUCUCUGCCCUCGGCCCCCGUCCCCGCCCUGCGAUCGCCGGAGGGGGCGUCGGGGUUCGCGCGCCAGAACCCGGCUCCUCCGAAGCCCCCUCCAGGCCCCGCCGCCCCCCUCGGGCCCCCCGGCCCCCGCCUCCUCCCCUUCUCCCCCACCCAACGGCUGCUGCUUCGGGCUUCGCGGCUCAAAAACAACAGCGGAGGCGCCGCCAGCUCCGCGCUCCGCCACUGCCCAGGCCGGCGGGCGGCCCUCGGACCCGCCGCCCUCGGUCUUGCGCGGAGCUGCGGAGGCCGACACGCCCAGCGCGGGGGCACAGCGCGGGGGCGGCGGUCCGAACACCGGGCGUCCUUGGCGGAUCGUCCCCGCCCGCGCGCUCCUGCCGCUGCACCCCCGUCGGGCUCCGCCGCGCCCCCAGGAGGCGAAACGCAGCGGCCCUGAGAACCCCCGAGACCCCGGUGUCUUAGCAGAGGCGCCUCGGAUGCGGAGGGGCGCGGGGUCGGCGCUACCCCAGAGGAAAAGCCCAGCGGAGCCAGGCUUGGCCGCAGCCGGCAGCGGCGGUGUGCGCCGGGCCUUCUGCCUUGGAUCCUCCGCAGUCGGCACUGCUUGCCUGCUCGGAUUCGAACCCCGAUGCGGCUCCCAGGGGUCCAGGGUGCCCAGUCCUACAGCCAGCUCGCCGCCACCGGAGCCCCUGCCGGAGGAAGCGCUCCCUAGUCGCCGCUGCGGCUGUUUCUGGCAAAAGGUGAGUGUCCUCCAGAGAAGGGCCGUCAGCAAUGGCACAGCCCUGGUCCCCGCCAUCCUUCCGAGGGUCUAUGGACCUCCCCACACCCUGACCAUCUUUCGACAGGGGCUGGACCACAGAACAGCUGUGUUUAGCGCCCGGCCCAGCUCUGGGGGUCUUGCUCUGCCUCUCAGGCUGGGGCACCACUGAAGUCCUGGAUGGCCAAGGCGGGCCCUGAACCUGCUCACCCGAGUGUGGGGGAGGUGCUUGAGCCCAGGAACACAGGCACUGUCCUGCCUAAACCCCGCCAAGGGCAGGCUUCCAACCGUGGGCCCAGCCUGGCUGGAGCUGCUGGCUACAAAGGACUCAAAGUCACUCCCAUACUGGGCACCCCAGGUCCCUGCCUACUCCUGCCUGAAGCCUCCAGGGACUCCAGAGGAGGCCUGGGGUAGUUACUAUGGUGCCUGCAAAGCACUCCCACCUGCAGAGAGGGUCUCUACCCCAUCCUCACCCUGCAGCCCAGCAAAGGCCUCCUUUUCCCUUGCCCUGGAGGUUGCCAAUGGAUGCCAAGCUUUCGUAUCCCUGGUGCUCUUGGGGUGCCCCAGCUCUCUCGGUCCCUCUCCCUGCCCACUCCUCCAGCUCAGGAGGUGAUUCUCAGAACCCUGGCCAGGCUAGGGCAGGACAGCCAUCCCUGGCACUGUUGCCAGGGCCUAGGGAAGAAGGGCAGGAGGCAUGGGAGCAAGCUGGUCUGUGCCGCCUGGUCCCUGCUCUUCGCCAGGCUGUGGGGUAGGGAUGGGGUCACUGCUUCUCCGGUUCUGCCAGGGGAGGGGUAGCUGCUGGUCAAGGCUGGCCAGGGAGAUGGCCGAGCUGCCCACCUGAAAGGUGCCCAACCAAGCAGCUCUGGCUCCAGUGUCUCCCAGUCUGCUGGAGGAGCCCAGGCAGGCUGUUCCCAAGGCCAUGGCCCUGGCUGAGGUUUCGUCCUGGCCUGACCAGGCCCUGCCCCCGCGUGGCCACACUUAGAAGCGGAGAGCAGGUCAGGCCUUGUUGAAGAGUCCCGUGGGGAGAAAGGGUGAAGCGGGGAAGGGCAGAUGCAGGUCCUCCCUGGGGUGCAGUUCUGUGUCCCUGCCUGGCAAGGGCUUUGGGGAGCUUGGGUAACAAGUAGGGCAAGCGGAGGCCCAGUGGGGCAAAGUUUGAUAGUAAAAGGUUUGAGGGCAGUUUUCAAACCAAGUCUAGCUCUGCAGAGCCUUGGGGCUGAUGCCAGGUCCUGGGACCUCUGUGCUGGGACUGUAAGUGCUGUGAGCUCAUUCCCAGUGACCUUCAUAGCUGGGGCCUAGGAGACUAGAGAGGGGCUUUUACCUCCGCCUUCUGCUGGGGUCUGGGCAGAAAUGGAACCCAUGGAAACUGCAUUUACCCAUGAGUCCUGCAGACUCCCAGUGCUUCCAGUGCCCAUAGACCCAUGAGCAAGUGAAUUCCUUAGGGAAAAGGCCAGGCUUAAAAGCUAGAAAUGCUGGUCCUGCAGUGCUGGAGGAAGUGUCUUACUAGACAUCAUGUAGGAGGGCCCCAAGCCCCAGGGGUUCCCCAGAAACCCACUGAGUAGCAAAACUACCAAUAGGGCCCACCCUGCACUCCCAGAGUCUACAAAUGCAUUCAGGGCUAGAGGGCUCCUUGGCUUGGCCAGGCUUUGUGCCCCGUGUGAACUGGCAGGGUCAGAGCUGCCCCUGCCGCCCCUCCUAGCCCUUCAGACCCCAGGGAGCCCUGCUUUGGGCUGUGUGUGCAGGACAGGAGUGGGCAUGGCACCUAGCAUUCGUUCUCACCCCUUUCCCUCCUGGUCCUCUGUGCAUUUUUGAACUUGACCAUGGUCUUUCAGACACUUGGCCUCAGGCGCUAUUGAAUUCCAGGGCAAGUUUUGCUCACUCCCCACCCCCACCUUGUUCCUUUAGGAAAAACUCCAGGUAGCAAAGAAGCACAUAGCCGCUAGUUUACCAACUGGGUUUCCUGGGAGAUUGGAAAUGCCCCAGGAGGGAUCCAGACGGCCCCCACUCACCCCACCCCCAAUACCUGGGCCACUGAGUCAGGCCAGGAUGAGGCUGCGGCUCUCUGCACGUUCUCCUGCCCCCUACUUGGUGGGAAUGUCUCCCAGACUUGAGCAGCAGGAGGCAGGAGACCACAGGAGCCCUUGGGGAUGGCUGACUUGGCUCCCACAAACAGAGGGGACGUGGAGGAGGGCUGCUGGACCCCACACCUAGCAGGGGGCUCUAUGCGGGAAGGAGCUUGUGCUUGGUCUAGAAUGGUGGGUGUGGGGGGAGAACAGGCCACCGGAAAGGCCAUUUCUUCCCUAUUCAGGCCUCUGAAAUGACCCGAAGUGGGCGCUUUCUCCAGCAUCAUGCCCCAGCCGCAUACCAGGGCCACAGGAAUCCCCCCAGACUCUGGGGUCAAUAUUUCAGGGCUCCUUUUCACCUUCCUCCCACCCACCCAGGCCUGGGAAAGCUUCCUGUGCACCAGAGUUCUUGGAGAGGACAGGACACAGUUCCCAGUCUGGCCCAGCAGUGGCAGGGCUUGGUUCCUGUGCCGCUCAGAGGUGGGAGCCUCCCAAAGCCGAUACCUGAUUCCUGUUCCCAGAGUGGGGAACUGGGAGGAGUAGAAUUCCCAGGAAUGCCAGUCGUGUCCCUGAUUUCCAACAAACCCCAGAUGUACGGAAACAUCUUCUGAGUGCAGGGGGAGCCUUGUCUCUUGCAGAUGGGCUGCUUCCGGGGGGACCGCCGGGCAGUGGCAGGCACAAUGCUGUGGCCGCCCUGGUGGAGUCCCUUUGCCCGCUUCGUGUCCCGCAUCCCUGCUAGGUGCCUGGCUCUAUUGUGCAGAUGUCCGGGUGUCUGGAGCCCCGGAGUGUUUUGUUUUGUUUUGUUUUGUUUUGUUUUGUUAAAGAGGUGGAGAUGGUGAACCUGAACUCCCUGGGUUUCUGCCCCGUGGGGCAGGAGGGAGUUUAAUCCAGGCUUAACCCGGCUCACUGAGAAGGUGCAGGAAGCGCCGAAAGACUCCCGCCCGUGUGCGGCCCACAGUGGGCCGGGGAGCUGCAGUGGCCGAGCCGCUGGGGGUCUGCAACCGGGAGCGUCCCGGCGGCUGGGAGGAUACAGGGAAUCGGUUUCCCACGCUUUUCCUGUUGAUCUCAGAACCUUUAAAAAACCGCCAACGAAUGUCGUUACCCGGAUGCGCUGCGGUGUGCCCUGAGCCGUGUGUUCACGCGCGCCCGCAGCCGUGGCCUGGGUCCCCUCCUGCCGCCCGCCGCCCCGGGAGGAGCAACUUCGUUACGCACAGCGCCCGCGUCCUGCGGCCGGCGGGGAACUGCGCGCGGCGGAGGUGGCACGGACCCGCUCCAGAACGCUGCCUGCGUGGACGCGGCCGCUGCCUUCAGCUCCCAGUUCUGGCCGCGCGCGGGCAGCAACGAAAUAGCGAGCCUCGCAGCCUUCCGGGCCCCGCGGCCGCUUCCCGGGAGUCGCCAGGUGGGAUCCCGCCUUCCGCGUCCCCAAACGCCUAGAGCCCGGGACAGGGGCCGGCGGCCGGGUCACCAAGCGGGUUUCCCUAAUCGGCUGGUUCCGGAAUCCACAUUCGGUUUGCAAGGCCCCCUCCUCCCGUCCCUCCGCUGCGCUCCCUGCCCCACUCGAUCCGCCCUCUUAGCUUGAAAACCAAAUUUUGCCUUUGACCCUGCGAGAUUAAUACCCCACAGAUGAAACCGUGGAGACGGAGCUGCGGUGGAUUUCUUCCCCACGCCUCGGUUUCCCCGUCUGUGAAAUGGGGCCAGGCGCGCCUGCCUCCUCCAGGGGGUUAUUGCAGGGCUGGCUAGGGAGAGUGGCUGGGUGGAAGGCGCCAGGUGGAGGCCCGAGGCCGCCCACCCCGUGGGCCUCGUCUGCUAGUUUGCUUGGCCGGGUCAAGGCCUUCGGGAGAGGGCGCGCCCCACCUUGGCUCCAGAGCCAGCGGCAGGUCCGGGUCCUCUCCCCUCACUCCCCCUCCCCCGCCGCCCCUGGAACUCUCCUGCCCCUCUAGGCGAAGGAGGAGAGAAGGCCCAGCUCCUCCACCCCGGGGGCUCCAUCCUCCCACCCCUGCUGCACAGGGUCUGGCCCACCCUGGGCUUUCCUCUCAGGUCCCUUUGGGUUUCCAGAAGCCCCGGAGGUUUCACGCAGACCUGAACCUGAUAUGGCACCACCCGGCAUCCGAAAUCCUGCAGAGGGUGGAGGAGAUUUGGAGAAGAGGCCGGGGCUGCCAGGGGCCUGCGGGGGUGGAAGCAGGUGGGGGAAAAGUGGUGACCCAGGCCCGCGCCCCAGACACGAUGAAGCCGGCAGAAGGGACUGUGCCACCCCUCUGCCCACCUCUGAGGACUAGGUCUUUUGGAACCAGUGGCAGCUGAGUCCCCACACAUCUGGGCGGGGCCCGCAGCAUGGCCUGGCGAGCUGAGACUUAAGGAUCUGAACAAACUACCCCUCUAGGUGUAGACAGAGCAGGCGCAGUGGCAGGAGCAGGGGGCGGUGGUCUGAGAAGACUUUCCCUGCCUCCCACCUCCCGGGGCCGGACCUAGGGAAGGAGGGGAGGGGAGUGGGGUGGCCAGGGGGACACCCAAGGCUCUACCCCUCCGUGCUUUGCCUUCUACUAAUCCAGUCAUCACGGUGUCAGUGGAGACAUGGCUCAAAGAGCCGGCAAGACCAGAGCGGAGACCAGGAUUGCCCCAGGCAGGGAAAAAUGACCAAUUCUUUAGACUGACCCGAAGGUGAUGGAAUCAGUCGGGCGUCCUCCCGGGACAGGGCUGCCCGCCCUGCCGCCAGAACCCCGGCGUUCAUGCCCCCGGGGCUGGAGAGAGCAGCCGGGCGUAGGUAACUCAGGGACUCCAGUCCCUCACCGGAUGCCGAGCUGUGGGGAGCCCUCACCCCCACACCUUGGGUCCCUGGGUCCCCUCAUCAAGGCAGGGGCCCUGAGUGGCAGGGGCACCCCUGUGUGAAGAAUAGUGCCCCCCGCAGCCCCCACAGGUCACCUUUUUGAGGACCUGGGGUCCUGCCCUGGGGACUGGGGUAAACAGGGAAGGUCCAGCCUUCAGCAGCCUCUCCCUGGAGGGGGAGACACCCCUCCCCAUGGCUUCAGGGGAGUUACAAGGGGAACACCCAGGUGGUAUUCAGCAGAGGGGAAGAGGGGAGGGCUUCCAGGGUCCACAGGCAGCUCAGGGAGCGGGGAGACGGGAAAAACUCCAGCUCAGCUUCUGCCUCCUGACCCCUGGGACCCUCGGGCAGCCCCUCCAGCUUCCUGGGAGUCCAGUUUCCCAAGGUAGAGUGGACGGCAGCAGAACCUGGCCCCAUGGUGGUCACAGCUCCCAGGCCAGUGGCAUGUGGUUCCCGGAGCCCUGCAGGUCCCCAUAGAGGCGAGAGCCCUUCUCCCUCCCAGCUGCCCUCUUGCAGAACCCAGGGCUGCUCCCAGAGGCUGUGAGCUGGAGCCCUGGAAGGUAACCACCUCCUGGCUGGACACACAGAGGGCCAGUCAGGGCCAUGUGUGAGGACAGAUGGCUCAGGAGCCCCUGAACUCCCAGUCAAGUCUCAUCCUCCUGACCUUGUCCUACUCUGGUGCUGCCAGUGGGGUGGCAGGUGGCGGUGGGUGUCCGAGGGCCAGCUGGUUUCCUGGCAACUGCAGCCCAAACUUGGCUUCCAUUCACCCGUUCCCUCCUUCGCUCUCGCAGGAGGCGCUGCAAGGCUCGGAGCUCCUGGAGCUUCCAGUCUAUGGCGUGAGUGAAGCAGGAAGGUGUCUCCUCCAUCAGACCUGGAGCUUCCAGCUCACUGUCUCCAAAACCCCAGAACCUGGCCCAAGGCUGGGCUGCGCUCUGUCCUUAGUGAAAGAAUGGAUGAGUCACAACUGAAUGAAGAGAGCUGAGCGAGUAGGUUUCCCUCAGGGCUCCCCAGGCAGUUUCAGCCCAGGGGAAGACCCAGGGAGACGAAGGCGACCUUGCAGGCUGUGGCGGGUCUGGAGGCAGCAGCCCGGGGCAGGGACUGUGCUGAGUGCCUGAGGCCGAGCCACCCCUCUGUAAGCUUCAUCAUCCAUCAGGUCUCAGAGGGCUGCCCUGUGUUCAGUGAGCUGCCAGCACCGUGUGAUGAAGACACAGCAGUGGGCAGCUGCCCAGCCCCUUUGCGCUGUGUUUGAAAAAAGAAGCUGGCUUGUUCAGGGGUUCCCAGCAGGAUGGGGGAGGCGGCAGGGACCAUGGCAGAGCAGAGCGAGAGUUCUAGAAGAGAAGCUGGUCCUUCCACAGGCUCCCUGGCCUGGGUGCUGCGCCAGACAGGGUGCUGGGCAUUGCCCUGCUCAUUUCCCACCCCUGGGUUGCAGCUGGGAACUGUGUGGCCUUCAUAGUCCUGUGAGGUGGGUGCUGUGCUGUGCCCACCUUACAGAUGAGAAAACUGAUGCUCAGAGGCUUGAGUGACCUAGUCAAGGACCUGUCCUUACAGGCAGAUUCGGGACUCAGGGAAGAGCUCCCCGACCACAAAGCCCCAGGGGACUCGCGCUGCAGGGCUGCCACCCUCCAAGGUGUGCAGGGUGGCAGAGAUUCAUCUGCAGAGACAUCUCUGCCUGGGACCCUUUCCUGGGGCUCCUAAGGUGCUAGGAGUGCGAGCGCCAUGAGAGCCCACUGCAGUCAUGCCACCCAGAGGGUACUCUGGCCUCUCGGUCACCUAUGUGCUUCUGACAAUGACCAGGGUCCAGAAUGACUCAGCCAUUGGAGUCUGGAUUUCCUGAGCCCGCCUCUCACUGGUAGGUCCUGAGCCCCCUUCCUUCCCAGCACCCACUCUUAGAGCAGUUAUCCAGGACUGCGCUGCAGCUACUGAGGCCAGGGAGAGACCCUGUGCUCUGGCCAGAGGCUUUGGGGGCUCAGUUAGGACUAACGCACCAAGCGAGUUGUGCUGAGUGUUGAGGCUUCUUCUGGGAAGGUAUUUUCAAUCACCAAAUAUGCCAUUAAAAAAAUACGUGUCAGUAACGUGUGCACUAAGCCUGGACCACAUGGGACAUUGUCGUUCCAAUAAACACGAAUAAGCCAGUUUUCACAUUAGAGAAAUAACAGUUUCUUGUAGAAAUGUGGUGCUUUUGAAAGAGGUUAAUUAAUAAACAGCAGAUAAUUGUUCGUGGCACAUUGUGGCGGAGGGUAAUUUUCAUUUUAGACGAUGGAAGGGCCAAAUACCCCUCCCCACUUAGCAUUUUUCUGUAAUAAUCACCUCGGCUUCACCUCCGCCUUUCAUUUUUACAGCUGGAGCUGCUUAUCACUGCUCCAACUUUCACUAAAAAGGAAAAACUAUCAUUUAAACAAAGCUAUCGAAAACCCAGCAUCAUUUGUGGACUUUUUAACAUAAAUAAAUCAUACAAACUAAGAUUUA
Saimiri boliviensis boliviensis (Bolivian squirrel monkey) is the source of this 8219-nucleotide messenger RNA. RefSeq lists its product as uncharacterized. The record is from RefSeq and is a predicted model, not a curated record. Lineage: Eukaryota; Metazoa; Chordata; Mammalia; Primates; Cebidae.